Molecule: messenger RNA, 4040 nt
Organism: Myotis myotis
Lineage: Eukaryota; Metazoa; Chordata; Mammalia; Chiroptera; Vespertilionidae
Gene: RNF31
Product: ring finger protein 31
Exons: 21
Coding region: 722-3958 (1078 amino acids)
Biological process (GO): protein linear polyubiquitination
Cellular component (GO): LUBAC complex
Molecular function (GO): zinc ion binding; K48-linked polyubiquitin modification-dependent protein binding; linear polyubiquitin binding
Source: RefSeq, a predicted model, not a curated record
GCAGGGGCGGGGCUUACAGGAAGUCAGUGUCAGAAUGAGAGGUGGGGAGUGGGUGUUCAGAGGUGGAGAGGCAUCGGAGCUUCGGGAGAAGUAGGAGGGGGCCGGGGACUGAGGCACGCUAGCAGCUAUGAAAGGGAGUAGGCGGGGGCUCCCUGCCGCCCACGCCGACUGGAGAAGACUCGCUGGAGCCCGGCACGGGCGCAGAGAGGGACUUCCCCAGGGGGGACCGGAGCCAGGCCUGCCGGUCAGGAUGGGGCGGAAGGCUUGGAGGGAAAUUAGGUAACGCCGCUCCCUGGGCUCCCCGGAAAGGGGCGGGCCAGCCUGGAGGAAGGCGGGGAAUAUCUCCAGCACUGGGUUCAAGUAGAGACGCCCUAGGGGAGGAGCCAGGGGCCAUUUACCCUUCUCAUUGGCUGGGAGCCAGUCUCCCAUCAUGGCCACGCCCCUUGAUUUCAUGACCCCGCCCUUUCCUAACCUUAAACCCCGCCUCUUCCUCUGAAACUGGGUGGCAGUCCCGCCCUCUACUCCAGUACUUCCUGUUCCCGACUACCCCUGGCUGGGAGCCGGGGCCCCUAGAGUGACCGUGGACGGAGUGACCCUGCGAGGCUGCGCGGACCGGGGUGCGCAGCGAAGUCAGACCGCAGGCAGGAGGGCGGCGCUUGGGCCUCGCGCAGCCGGUGCGGGUCCAGGCGGGCCGCGGGGCUGGGCUGACUGCUGUCUCGGGAUGCCAGGGGAGGAGGAGGAGCGGGCCUUCCUGGCUGCCCGCGAGGAGCUGGCUAGCGCCCUGCGGAAGGAUUCCGGGCAGGCGUUUUCCCUGGAGCAGCUCUGGCCGCUGCUGGUCACCUCUCUGCCGCCAUCCGCCCGCUACCAGCAGCUGGACGCCGCACGCCUGAUCCGCUGCAAUGCUCACGGGCAGCCCCAGACCUACCUCGGCACCCUUUCCACGGCCCUGAACAUCCUGGAGAAAUAUGGCCGCAACCUCCUCAGCCCUCAGAGACCGCGUUACUGGCGCGGAGUCAAGUUUAAUAACCCCGUCUUUCGAAGUACGGUGGAUGCUGUGCAGGGGGGCCGGGAUGUUCUGCGAUUGUAUGGCUACACCGAGGAGCAGCCGGAUGGGUUGAGCUUCCCCGAGGGGCAAGAGGAUCCAGAUGAGCACCAAGUGGCUACAGUCACCCUGGAAGUACUGUUACUUCGGACCGAGCUCAAUCUGCUGUUAGAGAAUAAUCAUCCAAGACAGCAAACACUGGAGCAGCUGCUGAAUGACAAAGCGGAAGAUGAUGCGAGGAAGAUGCUACAGCUCUCAGAGUUUGCCCCCCUACUGAGAGAGAUUGCUCCUGGCCCCCUCAUCACACCCUCUGCCCCAGGCUCCACUCCUGGUCCUUGCUUCCUCUGUGGUUCUGCCCCAGGCACACUGCACUGCUCAGCCUGUAAACAGGCCUUGUGCCCAGCUUGUGAUCGCCUGUUCCAUGGGCACCCAUCCCGUGCCCAUCACCUCCGCCAGACCUGGGCCCCUCACGCUGCCCACUUGACCCCUAGCUUACCUGCCGCAGCUCCACCACUGCCCCAGCUAACCUCCUUGCUGGCCCUCGGAGAUAACUCUCUUUCGUCCCCUGAUCCUGCAAGUGCCCGUCUAUCCUGGCACUGUGCCACCUGUUCCGUGCUAAAUAAACCUUGGGCAGUGCUCUGUGAGGCCUGUGAUCGGCCCAGAGGUUGUAAGGGAUUGGGGCUGGAGAUUGAGGGUCCCCAAGGAGCUGGCGGCCUAGAACCUGAACUUGCACGGGGUCACUGGGCCUGCCAGAGCUGCACCUUUGAGAAUGAGCCAGCGGCUGUGCUGUGUGCCAUGUGUGAGCGACCUCGGCUGGCUCAGCCUCCUAGCUUGGUGGUGGAUUCUCAGGAUGGUGGCAUUUGCCUGCAGCCCCUUCAGCAGAGAGAUACUUUGCUCUCCUCUGCCCAGACUUCGAUCUGGUACUGUAUUCACUGUACCUUCUGCAAUUCGGGCCCUGGCUGGGUAUGUGCUAUGUGUAACCGGACCAGCAGCCCCAUCCCAGUAAAGCAUGCCUCCCGGCCCAAUGCCAGCUCUUUGGAAGAGCGACUCCCCAAUCCAGAGCCUCCACGACGCCUCAGUGCCCCUCUGCCCAGUUCCUGUGGGGACCCUGAGAAGCAGCGCCAAGACAAAAUGCGCCAAGACAAGAUGCGGGAGGAAGGUCGUCAGCUAGUGAUCAAGAUCCGGGAAGGAGAAGCCGCAGGCGCCUGUCCAGAGGAGGUCUUCUCUGCUCUGCAGUACUCUGGCACCGAGGUGCCCUUGCAGUGGUUGCAUUCAGAGCUGCCCUACGUGCUGGAGAUGGUGGCUGAACUGGCUGGACAACAGGACCCUGGGCUAGGUGCCUUUUCCUGUCAGGAGGCCCAGAAAGCCUGGCUGGAUCGUCAUGGCAAUCUUGAUGAAGCUGUGGAAGAGUGUGUGCGGGUCCGGCGCAGGAAGGUGCAGGAGCUCCGGUCCCUGGGCUUUGGGCCUGAGGAGGGGUCUCUUCAAGCAUUGUAUCAACACGGGGGUGACGUGGCACGGGCCCUGACUGAGCUACAGCGUCAGCGCCUAGAGCCCUUCCAUCAGCGCCUCUGGGACAGUGGCCCGGAGCCCACCCCUUCAUGGGACAGUUCAGAUAAGCAGAGCCUGGUCAGACGACUUUUGGCAGUCUACACACUCCCCAGCUGGGGCCGGGCAGAGCUGGCGCUAUCGCUGCUGCAGGAGACACCCAGGAACUAUGAAUUAGGGGAUGUGGUAGAAGCUGUGAGGCAGAGCCAAGAUCGGGCCUUUCUGCGUCGCUUGCUUGCCCAGGAAUGUGCUGUGUGUGGUUGGACCCUGCCCCGCAACCGGAUGCAGGCUCUGACUUCUUGUGAAUGCACCAUCUGUCCUGACUGUUUCCGUCAGCACUUCACCAUCGCCUUGAAGGAGAAGCACAUCACUGACAUGGUGUGCCCUGCCUGUGGCCGCCCCGACCUUACCGAUGACACACAGUUGCUCAGCUACUUCUCUACUCUUGACAUCCAGCUUCGAGAGAGCCUGGAGCCAGAUGCCUAUGCCCUGUUCCAUAAGAAGCUGACUGAGGCUGUGCUCAUGCGGGACCCCAAGUUCUUGUGGUGUGCCCAGUGCUCCUUUGGCUUCAUAUACGAGCGUGAGCAGCUGGAGGCAACAUGUCCCCAGUGUCGCCAGACCUUCUGUGUACGCUGUAAGCGCCAGUGGGAGGAGCAGCACCGGGGCCGGAGCUGUGAGGAUUUCCAGAACUGGAAACGCAACAAUGACCCAGAAUACCAGGCCCAGGGCCUGGCGAUGUACCUUCAGGAAAAUGGCAUUGACUGCCCCAAGUGCAAGUUCUCGUAUGCACUGGCCCGAGGAGGUUGCAUGCACUUUCACUGUACCCAGUGCCGCCACCAGUUCUGCAGUGGAUGCUACAAUACCUUUUACGCCAAGAAUAAAUGUCCAGAGCCUAACUGCAGAGUGAAAAAGUCCCUGCACGGACACCAUCCCCGAGACUGCCUCUUCUACCUGCGGGACUGGAGUGCUCUCCGGCUCCAGAAGCUGCUACAGGACAAUAAGGUCAUGUUCAACACAGAGCCCCCAGCGGGGGCCCGGGCAGUCCCUGGAGGUGGCUGCCGAGUGAUGGAGCAGAAGGAGGUUCCCAAUGGGCUCCGGGACGAAGCUUGUGGCAAGGAGACGCCAGCUGGCUAUGCCGGCCUCUGCCAGGCACACUACAAAGAGUAUCUUGUAAGCCUCAUCAAUGCCCACUCACUGGACCCAGCCACUCUGUAUAAGGUGGAGGAGCUGGAGACAGCUGUCGAGCGCUACCUGCAUGUGCACCCACAGCCCCUGGCUGGGGAGGAUGCCCCUGCCUACCACGCCCGCUUGUUACAGAAACUGAUGGAAGAGGUACCCUUGGGACAGAGUAUACCCCGCAGGAGGAAGUAGCUGAGGGCGAGGGUCCUGAUGAGGGUCCCACGUCCUCAGGAACAGCUCCAGCACCAAUAAAGAGGCAUCUCCUUGCCCAGGC